Messenger RNA from Oncorhynchus gorbuscha (pink salmon), 1979 nucleotides. RefSeq names its product zinc finger protein 391-like. The transcript has 3 exons. The record is from RefSeq and is a predicted model, not a curated record. The coding region runs from base 181 to 1452 and encodes 423 amino acids. Lineage: Eukaryota; Metazoa; Chordata; Actinopteri; Salmoniformes; Salmonidae.
CAUGCACAAUGACUUCGCUGAUACGACGCUCACGAACAUUUCCUGCCGCAUCUCAUAAUCCAGACCAAACUCACUCGGAAAGUGGACACAUUUUUCCUCUUGCUCUACGAGACCUCACCAUUUCCUGAAAUUAUUUUCAGCCAAACAGGAAAUCAGUUCCAGAUCCACCUCUAGCCUACCAUGUCUGAACCAGGUUCUGGUUGUGGUGUUCCAGCCCAGAGAAGCUCACAGCAGGGUCCAGAGAUGCUGUCAGUGAAGCUGGCGGACUGCAAUCAAACAGUGGAACUCAAUGUGAUUGUAAAGGAGGAGGGCGAGGAGAGAGAAAUCUAUGAGGGGGAGGAGGAAGGGCGAGAGGAGGACAGGGACUCUGUUGACUCAGGAAAGAUCCCCAACCCAGACUCAGUCAAGGAGCCCAGUUCCACAGCAUCAAGACUGCCUGAUUGUGGGAGUUACCCCUGUCCUCAAUGUGGGAAGUGUUUCAGUCGAGCAGGAGACCUGAAGACUCAUCAGAGAUCCCACAGUGGAGAGAAGCCUACCUGUACUUUCAAUGUGAUUGUCAAAGAGGAGGACCGUGACUGUACUCUCAAUGUUAUUGUCAAAGAGGAGGAGGAUGAAAAGGAAAUCGAUGAGACGGUAAAGAGAGAAGUUAAGGAAGAGCAGGAACCUAGUGGUGUAGUUGACCCAGAUACAUCAAGACUAUCUGGUCAUGGUCGAUUCCCCUGUCAUCAGUGUGGGAAGAGUUUCCGUUCCUCAGGUAAUCUAAAGAAUCAUCAAAGAGUACACACUCGAGAGAAACCAUUUCCCUGUGCCACAUGUGGGAAGAGGUUCCGUGAAAAAUUCAACCUCACGGGACAUGAGAAGGUACAUAGUGGGGAGAAGCCUUACCACUGCACCCAGUGUGGGAAAAGCUUCAAUCGUUCUGGAAGUCUUAAGGAACAUCAAAGAGUACAUACAGGGGAGAAGCCUUAUCACUGCUCUCUUUGUCAGAAGAGUUUUAGUCAGCCAGGAAAUCUUAGGAAACAUCAGAGAAUACAUACAGGGGAGAAGCCUUACCGUUGCUUUCUAUGUGGAAAUAGUUUUGGUUUCGCUGGAAACCUAAAGAAUCAUCAGAGAGCACACUGUGGAGAGAAGCCUUACCACUGCUCUCAGUGUGGGGAGGGAUUCCCUCAACUAAAAAGUCUUAAAAGCCAUCAGAAAAUACAUUUUGGAGAGACACCUGCCUGUACUUUCAAUGUGAUUGUCAAAGAGGAGAAGGAAAUGAGAGAAGUUGAAGAAGAAGACAAUAGUGGUGUAGUUGAUCCAGAUACAUCAAGACUGCCUGAUCGUUACAUCUGUCCUCAAUGUGGAAAAGUUUCAGUACCUCAAGUAAUCUUAAGAAUCAUCAAAGAGUACACACUGGAGAGAAACCUUUUCUCUGCUCCCAAUGUGGGAGGAGUUUCAGUGAGAAAGUAAACCUCAAGAGACACGAAAGAGUGCAUAGUGGAGAGAAGCCUUACCACUGCGCCACGUGUGGGAAGAGCUUCAAUCAUUCAGGAAGCCUUACGAAUCAUCAGAGAAUUCAUACAGGGGAGAAACCUUUCUACUGCUCACUGUGCGGAAAUCAUUUCCGUUUUGCUGGAGACCUAAAGAAUCAUCAGAGAUCACACAGCGGAGAGAAGCCUUACCACUGCUCUCAGUGUGGCGAGGGAUUCACUCAGCUAAGAAGUUUAAAAAGUCAUGAGAGAAUAUCCAUUGGAGGGAAGCCUGCCUGUGCUUUCAAUGUGAUUGUCCAAGAAGAGAAAGAAGUUGAGGGAGAGGAGAGUGAUGUGAAAUAAACGUGAAGUGAGGAUACAUAAGCUAACUAUAGGUAUUGAUAUUCACACCUAUCCUAGAAAUUGUGUCUUUUGUGACAACAUGGACAGCACCGUUUAGGGCUAUAUUCAUCUUCUUUUACUUCUAUGAGUGUAUUGGAAGUUCACAAAUAGGCCUGUAUACUGUGG